AUGAACAAAAUGCGCAGAAAUGUCUUGGGAUCGGACAUGUCUGAAACGAAGGACUUGCGUAGACUUACCACGAUCAUUCCUGAUCGUCUUUACCUGGCGACCUACUCGACGCACCGCCGUCAUCCGGACACACCCGGACUGCACUUCUUCAGCACCGACUACAAUUACUGGGAUGACGACUUGGCAUCCCACGAACCUCUAAACUUGGGCUGCUUGGUACAGUACAUCCGUUAUUUGAAUGACAAAAUGUACAACCGUCGGUACGUGUCCAAAGCUAUUGUACAUUACACCGUCGACAACUCCAAAGAAUAUAACGACGCGUCGUUCCUCAUCGGUGCUUAUGCGAUUGUUGUAAAACAAAUGGACCCGUUAACUAUUCAUUCGAUACUGAAGAAUAGCAACUAUUGCGUUAACGGAGUGGAUUCGAUUUUCGGUCACGGCAAGAACGAUUAUGGAAUUGACUUACACGAAUGUUUGAAUGUCGUGUACAAAGCGAUGAAGUACAGGAUAGUAAACUUCAACGAUUUCAAUUUCCAGGAGUACGACAAUCGGUGUCUUGACAUGACAUGGAUAGUGCCCGACAAGUUUUCAGCUGCCAGUAUUAAUCAUGUUGAUUUAUGUUUCAAAGACGGUUCGGCGCCAACUGUUGCGAUUUUGAAAACGUUUCUACGAAUUUCUGAACAGACACCUUACGCCAUAGCAGUGCACUGCAGGGCCGGUUUGGGAAGAACAGGAACGUUAAUUGCGGCCUACCUGAUACAGCACUAUCGGAUGACGGCAUGCGAAGCAAUCGCUUGGGUACGGUUGUGCCGUCCGGGAUCCAUAAUCGUGAAAUCGCAACAAUCGUUUUUGGUGCACAACGAAAGAAUGUUGUGGAAAAAAGGAGAUGCACUUCGAAAAGAAAAGUAUGGUAACGCAUCCAAAUUGACGUAUUGCACUCUGGGGAUAUACAGCGCUAAUUGCCAGAAAAAAAUCGCCUACGGCCUACCUCUAAAAGUGUGCCUCUGUAGUGACGUGGUGUAAUCUAAAUGUAUACCGCAUAUAUAUGUAUAUAUAUUU
Messenger RNA from Metopolophium dirhodum (rose-grain aphid), 1059 nucleotides. RefSeq names its product dual specificity protein phosphatase CDC14B-like. The coding region runs from base 1 to 1023 and encodes 340 amino acids. The record is from RefSeq and is a predicted model, not a curated record. Lineage: Eukaryota; Metazoa; Arthropoda; Insecta; Hemiptera; Aphididae. The transcript is spliced from 5 exons. Gene Ontology annotation, cellular component: kinociliary basal body; spindle pole; nucleolus. Gene Ontology annotation, molecular function: protein serine/threonine phosphatase activity; protein tyrosine/serine/threonine phosphatase activity. Gene Ontology annotation, biological process: positive regulation of cytokinesis; regulation of exit from mitosis; protein dephosphorylation.